UGGCUUUACAGAAUCUGGUCUCACUUUGUAGUGCAUAAAAUGGAAAAAUAAUCAUAAAUAAAAAUAAGCAAUUCGACACACAGUUUAAACAACAUAAACGCACACAAUAAAUCUACUAAUGCGCAUUUACAAACCGAGCAGCAUAACGUGCGACGACCAAGCUGUGCGCAACACAAGCAAAACACGACGACGACAACAGCAACAACAAAACCCAGAAGAGAAACAACAACAUCAUCUGCGGGCAAUCGAAAUCUGAAUUUGAGUUGCCAUGUCAGCUCCACUCACACGAAAUGUACCGUAUUUAAAACAGCAGCUAACUGCUCUGCUGCACAAUACGUCGCCAGUGAUAACAUUGAUCUGUUUAGUGACAACAGUGGGCUAUCUGUUAUCCUAUUCGGAGACAGCAGUAUUGCUGCUAAGCGUAACGCCUGGCUAUUUAUUGCCCAACGGUAAAUUUUGGAUAUGGACCGCCUUUACCUUCUGCUUCAUCGAGCUACACUGGUGGGAGGUGAUGGUGGAUGUGGUCACAGUGGGACUGUGCGGCAAAAUGUUGGAGCCUCUCUGGGGUCAAUUCGAAAUGUUCAAAUUUUUCGCACUAAGCAAUUUCGGCGUUUCGCUCGUAACGACGAUAUAUUAUCUAUUCUACUAUAUGGUUACGAAGAAUCCAACAAUAUUAUUCGAUGUACACAUUCAUGGCUUGGCUGGUUAUGUGGCUGGCAUCUGUGUGGCUGUGCGGCAAAUAAUGCCGGAUCAUCUCAUCUUCAAGACACGCUACGGACGACUGACUAAUCGAAACGUUCCUUUGUCUGUGCUCAUCUUGGCCAUCAUUUGCUGGGCGAUUGGCAUGCUGGAUGGCACAUAUCCGGCCAUGUUUGCCUCUGGUGCUAUUGUCUCUUGGAUCUAUUUGCGCUUUUAUCAGCAUCAUCCAAAUGGACGUGGCGACAGCUCUGAGAGUUUCACCUUCGUCAGCUUUUUUCCCAAUGUGACACAACCCUUUAUCAGCCUCCUAGUGAAUCCCAUAUAUAAUUGUUGUUUGCGCGCUGGCGUUGUGAAGGCGCCCUCGCCGUUGCGUACGAUCUCAACAGCAAGCUUGACUUCCGUAUCGGUGCAAAUGCCUGGAGUGGAUCCGCAUGAUAUUGAGCGUAGGCGACAAAUCGCUCUAAAGGCUUUGAGUGAGCGACUUAAGGCAACGGACUCCACACGUCACGCGCAGCUGCCCAAAUCUUUUCCUCAGCAACAGCAGCUGCAGCAGCAUCAGCAUCAUCAUAACCAACAUCAUCAGCAUCAACAUCACCACCAGCAUCAACAGCAACACAAGCAACAUAGCCACAGUCAUGGCCAUAAUCAUGGUCACAGUCACGGCCACAGUCAUGGCCAUCCAUCUGGAGCUGGUGCUGGUGCAGCACCCCAGCCGGAUUUCGUCAGGCCUGCAGCUCAGCAAUUGCAACCGAUUACAACGGCGCAUGCUGAGCCACGCAUGAUCAGCACGAUGAGCCCCAUUGCAAUACCCAUGCCGGCGCCGCCGCCCAAAGAGGAGGAGCAAACGAAUGAGACGCUUAUCCAAUUGGAUGCAGAAUCCAAUUAGACAGUUUAUAUAUAUACAUAUGUAU
This is a messenger RNA of Drosophila arizonae, 1610 nucleotides long. RefSeq names its product transmembrane protein 115. Lineage: Eukaryota; Metazoa; Arthropoda; Insecta; Diptera; Drosophilidae. The record is from RefSeq and is a predicted model, not a curated record. Gene Ontology annotation, cellular component: Golgi apparatus; membrane. Gene Ontology annotation, biological process: retrograde vesicle-mediated transport, Golgi to endoplasmic reticulum.